AUGACUGGUGAUGAACAUGAUGAUGAGGGUGCGGGCCAUAUUCCGAGUGAUGUUGCUUUGGCGGUAGAAGCGUUGGAUGAGUUAAGGAAUUCACAUGCACAGGGGCAACGUGAUACCCUCUUAGACAAGGUCCGUGCAAACUCUCUCAUAAACAAUGCCGUUAGAGUAUAUGAGCAUAGUAAAAGUCAAUACCCAAGCUUUCGGAAAGGUGCAGAGAUGAUGGAGCGAAAAGCGAUCAUACCCAUGGUAAAGAGAAUCGAAGAAACUAGCAUCAAGUGGAAAAGUAGAAGGAAGCGUACCCGCGAUGAGGACUCAGAUGGGAGCGUUCUUUCUGAAGAAGAAAGUGAAUCUUCAACAGAGUCCAAGAAUGAUAGAGAUCAAGAGCAUUCUGAAAGUUCAGAUGAGGAAAACGAAGAAGAAGAUAGUACAAUGCUAGAAGAGAGAACAUUCAAGGGCAGAAUCUCCAAACGGCAGAAGAUUUCGCGUGCUUUUGCUAAAUCCAAGAAUAACUUUAAGGAGUACAAACUCAACAUGUCAAUCGAAUCUAAAAAAAGGCUUAUCACCUGCUUACAUUUACUCAAACUUGCUAAUAAUCAGCUUUCUAAUAGGGUGAGCUUCUUACAAGAUCUUGUGCAGAAGGAACAACAGCUCAGAAAAAGACGAAUAAAGGUAAACGAGAAGGAUAGCGAUCACGACGAGUUCUACGAUGCCUCCGAUAAUAUCGAUGAACAGUCCACGGUCAUCAAAAUGGAAGUUGUGGGGACUGUGAAGAAAGUCUACGCACUCAUAUCAAAGUUCACUGGAAACUCACUCCCAGAACCUGCUAGAACACAGGUAAGAGAGUCUUUAUUAAAACUUCCGAUGAAUUGGACAACGAUGAUCAAUUCCGAAGAUUUAGCUAAACGUACAAACUCCAAGAUUAUAAGCCCCAAUGGAAAAGUCCUUCUUCUGGCACGCGAAAGCCUUGACAUGGUUCACAACGUCAUGGGUGUGGUCGAUAAUACUUUGGGGAAAGCUGAAGAAUGGGUCAAACAUAAGCAAGAAAUCAAGGAAAUGCUAAAAGAACAAUAUCGCAACGCACAGUUGCGCGAAAAAGUUAAAAACCAAAUGGUAAAGGAAGGUGAUAUAUAA
Lachancea fermentati is the source of this 1131-nucleotide messenger RNA. The record is from the annotation of a GenBank genome assembly. Lineage: Eukaryota; Fungi; Ascomycota; Saccharomycetes; Saccharomycetales; Saccharomycetaceae.